Aspergillus viridinutans is the source of this 1011-nucleotide messenger RNA. Its product is annotated as fungal specific transcription factor domain-containing protein. Gene Ontology annotation, cellular component: nucleus. NCBI's taxonomy places the organism in Eukaryota, Fungi, Ascomycota, Eurotiomycetes, Eurotiales, Aspergillaceae. The record is from RefSeq and is a predicted model, not a curated record. The transcript has 5 exons. The coding region runs from base 1 to 1011 and encodes 336 amino acids.
AUGUCUCCAUUUACAGCGGAGAUGUGCAAACGCGUCUGGGCUACGGUCGUUGAGCUUGACAUUGGAAUCUCUACUCAAAUGGGCCUUCCUCGACUGAUUGCUAUGCCAGCUUCGCGUCCCGAGACCGAACUCACUCCCAUGCUGUACCGUCUUGUGAAGGCAAGAACAAUGACAACAAUUGGCUCCGUGUGGGAUCUUGUGACUGACACAAGGCAAUGUCCCUACACGGAGAUAAUGAAGAUGGAUAGCAUGCUUCAAGAUGGCCAUAGCGCAAUCCCACCAUGUCUCCAGUGGGUUUCUAUGGCCAACUGCAUCAUGGAAUCACCGCAAGUGAUCAUGCAAAAGGUGUUCCUGGAGAUUAUGUUCCACCGUGCGCGAAUUGCAUGUCUAGAUGCCGCGCUCAAACUUCUCGACUACCAGCACGUCCUCGAAGAAGAGAUGCAGCCAUUCUGCCGAUUGUACCAGGAGCGAUGGCGAGUUUCCUCUCUGGUUAACCAUAAUUUCCUGCUCGCGACUAGCAUUCUGUGCUCCUACAUACAGCGAGCUGGUGCGCAAAGUAAAGGAGACGCAGGCGUCGUAACCGAGGCGACCAUCUGGACGUCACUCCAAAAAACAUACGACAUCUGGGUUCAUUCGAGCAGCUCUUCGAAAGAGGUACAGAAGGCAGCGAGAGCUCUGAGGGUCAUUCUCGAAAACCGCAAUUGUAUCAUUAGUGACAGUGCAAAUGACGAGACAAACCCUUUGCUUUUGCGCGUUCCGCCGGCAUCAUUUCAUGAUGGUCCCGUCUGUCCGGACCCUGAAGGGAGUCGCACCCGUUUCAACAUUCAAUUCCCCGUUUUCGGUGCGACGGUGUUGACUAAUUGGUCUAUGGCAAACGACGACACUGAAGGCUUUCCGAUCACGACACCUGCUUCUAGUGUCGACUGGCAAAUGAUAGACAGUAAGCCCUUUGGCAGCCCGUUUUUCUUCUGGCUUAAUUCACAAAUUCCAGCCUCGAUAAACGGACGUUAA